AUGAAAAGGGCUUAUCUUUUUCUGGUUUUGGUAACUUUCGUCUUCGUUUCAACUUCUUCAUGUUACUCUAUCGAAGAACGAGACAUUCUGCUUCGAUUCAAAGAGAGUAUCAGUGAAGAUCCGUACAAUAGCUUGGUCUCUUGGGUCUCUCACGGCGAUCUCUGUAACAGCUUCAAUGGAGUCACUUGUAAUCCAGAUGGGUUCGUGGACAAAAUCGUUCUUUGGAACACAAGUCUCGCCGGAACUCUAACUCCGGGAUUGUCCGGUUUGAAGUUUAUUCGAGUUCUGACCUUGUUUGGCAACAGGUUUACAGGUAAUUUACCGGUUGAUUACUCCAAGUUACAGACUUUGUGGACGAUUAAUGUUAGUUCCAAUGCUUUGUCUGGUCCGAUCCCGGAGUUUAUCGGCGAAUUGUCUAGCUUGAGGUUUCUUGAUUUGUCUAAAAAUGGUUUCGCCGGAGAGAUUCCUGUUUCUCUGUUUAAGUUCUGUAACAAGACUAAGUUUGUUUCUUUGUCUCAUAACAAUCUCUCUGGAUCAAUCCCUGAUUCAAUAGUAAACUGUAACAAUCUCGAAGGAUUUGAUUUCUCUUAUAAUUAUCUUAACGGAGUGUUGCCGAGUAGGAUCUGUGAUAUUCCGGUGCUUGAGUAUAUCUCAAUGAGAAACAAUUUGUUGUCUGGUGAUGUCUCUGAGGAGAUACCGAAAUGUCGGAGAUUGAGCCAUGUUGAUAUUGGAAGCAAUUUGUUCCACGGGUUUGCGCCUUUCGAGGUUCUUGGAUUCAAGAACAUAGCGUAUGUCAAUGUUUCUUGGAACCGGUUUGGUGGGGAGAUUGGAGAGAUAGUUGGUUGCGGUGAAAGUUUGGAGUUUUUGGAUGCUUCGUCGAAUGAGUUAACUGGUAGGAUCCCUAUCGGUGUAACGGGUUGCAGAAGUCUCAAGCUUUUGGACUUGGAGUCUAACAAGCUGAAUGGGAGUAUCCCGGGAGGUAUGGGGAAGAUGGAGAGCCUCUCGGUGAUCAGAUUAGGUGAUAAUUUUAUAGACGGGGAGAUACCGAGAGAGAUUGGAAAUUUGGUGUUCUUACAGGUUUUGAAUCUGCAUAAUCUCAGCCUCAUUGGUGAAGUUCCAGAGGAUAUAUCCAAUUGCAGAGUACUUCUUGAGCUUGAUGUUUCAGGGAAUGAUUUAGAAGGAGAGAUCCCUAAGAAGCUAUUAAACUUAACAAACCUGGAGAUUCUUGAUCUGCAUCGAAACCGUCUCAACGGAAGUAUUCCACCUGAACUUGGAAACCUCACUAAAAUCCAGUUUCUUGAUCUUUCACUUAAUUCGCUUUCAGGGUCAAUCCCGUCUUCCCUCGGGAAUUUGAAUACACUAACACAUUUCAAUCUCUCCUACAACAAUCUAUCCGGUGUUAUCCCUCCUGUUCCGAUGAUUCAAGCUUUCGGAUCUUCUGCGUUUUCAAACAACCCUUUCCUAUGCGGUGACCCUCUUGUAACUCCCUGCAAUUCACGUGGAGCUGCAGCAAAAUCCAGAAAUUCAACAGCUCUAAGCACUUCUGUUAUCAUUGUUAUAGUUGCUGCUGCUGUUAUCCUCUUUGGUGUCUGCCUAGUGCUUGCUUUGAACUUAAGAGCUCGUAAAAGGAGAAAAGGCGAAGAAAUAGUUACAGUCGAAACCACUCCUCUGGCGUCUUCAAUUGACUCUAGCGGUGUGAUAAUCGGAAAGCUUGUUCUUUUCAGCAAGAAUUUGCCUUCAAAGUAUGAAGAUUGGGAAGCGGGUACAAAAGCUUUGCUUGACAAGGAAAAUAUAAUUGGCAUGGGAUCGAUUGGAUCAGUCUAUAGAGCAUCUUUCGAAGGCGGGGUCUCCAUUGCAGUGAAAAAGCUUGAGACUUUAGGAAGAAUCAGAAAUCAAGAAGAGUUUGAGCAAGAAAUCGGACGGCUUGGAGGCUUGCAACAUCCGAAUCUGUCUUCUUUCCAAGGUUAUUAUUUUUCCUCAACAAUGCAGUUGAUUCUCUCUGAAUUUGUCCCAAACGGUAGCCUCUACGAUAAUCUACACCUAAGAAUCUACCCGGGAACCAGCUCAAGCCAUGGGAAUACUGAUUUGAAUUGGCACAGGAGAUUUCAGAUUGCUUUAGGAACCGCAAAAGCGCUCUCUUUCCUUCAUAAUGACUGUAAGCCGGCGAUUCUUCAUCUUAAUGUUAAGUCCACCAACAUUCUUCUAGACGAAAGUUACGAGGCAAAGCUAUCGGAUUAUGGGUUAGAAAAGUUUCUCCCGGUUCUGGACAGCUUUGGUUUCACCAAGAAGUUCCACAACGCAGUUGGGUACAUUGCUCCAGAGCUAGCGCAGCAGAGUUUGAGAGCGAGUGAGAAAUGCGAUGUGUAUAGCUACGGUGUGGUUCUUCUUGAGCUGGUAACGGGUAGAAAACCGGUCGAGUCUCCAUCAGAAAACCAAGUCUUGAUCUUGAGAGAUUAUGUGAGGGAUAUGUUAGAGACUGGUUCAGCUUCUGAUUGUUUUGAUAGAAGGUUGAGAGAGUUUGAAGAGAACGAGCUGAUUCAAGUCAUGAAGUUAGGACUGCUUUGUACGUCGGAGAAUCCAAUGAAGAGACCGAGUAUGGCCGAGGUUGUGCAGGUUCUUGAAUCAAUCAGAAAUGGAUUUGGAUCAUGA
Messenger RNA from Arabis nemorensis, 2649 nucleotides. The record is from the annotation of a GenBank genome assembly. NCBI's taxonomy places the organism in Eukaryota, Viridiplantae, Streptophyta, Magnoliopsida, Brassicales, Brassicaceae.